Molecule: messenger RNA, 634 nt
Organism: Paramecium tetraurelia
Lineage: Eukaryota; Ciliophora; Oligohymenophorea; Peniculida; Parameciidae
Exons: 3
Molecular function (GO): protein binding
Source: RefSeq, a predicted model, not a curated record
AUUAGAUGGUCAUUCAAGGAAAGUUAUAUCAGUCAAUUUCUCUCCUGAUGGUACUACAUUAGCAUCUGGUAGUUGGGAUAACUCUAUCCGUUUAUGGGAUCCAAAUUAGAUGGUCAUUCUAAUUGGGUUUGUUAAGUCAAUUUCUCUCCUGAUGGUACUACAUUAGCAUCUGGUAGUGAAGAUAACUCUAUCCGUUUAUGGGAUGUUAAGACAGGAUAAUAAAAAGCCAAAUUAGAUGGUCAUUCUUAUCCAGUUUAUUCAGUCAAUUUCUCUCCUGAUGGUACUACAUUAGCAACUGGUAGCAAAGAUAACGCUAUCCGUUUAUGGGAUGUUAAGACAGGAUAAUAAAUCUCAACCUCCGAUAAUCGUUAUCAAAAUAUUCUAGCUUAAUUUUAACCUUCCAUAAUUUAAAAUAAUGUUCUGUCAGAUAAUGUUAAUUCUAACAUUUCCAUUCUUCUAAUAUCACAAUAACUCAUCUUCUAAUCACAAGGUGCUUUAAUUUUACAAGGACAAUUUCAUAAUCCAUAAGGCAUAGACUUGAGAACAUUAUUUUAAUAAAGAGGAAGCUUAAUUUUAGAAAAAUUAAUUCAACAGUAAAAACAUUAAGAUUGAAACAUUAUAAAAAUAAUUAUAA